This is a messenger RNA of Colletotrichum lupini, 405 nucleotides long. RefSeq lists its product as uncharacterized. The record is from RefSeq and is a predicted model, not a curated record. The coding region runs from base 1 to 405 and encodes 134 amino acids. The transcript has 3 exons. Lineage: Eukaryota; Fungi; Ascomycota; Sordariomycetes; Glomerellales; Glomerellaceae.
AUGCCAUUCAAGAAACUAGGUCCAUCGGCAGGUUGGGAUGAACUGUGUGGUCUGUCUCUUAACCUUAAGGCACUCCAAGGUAAGUCAGUAAGCAAUAAAGUAAGGCAGGGCAAGGUGGACAACGCAUGGCAGAGCAUUUUUGCUGUGAGGCAGGCUGACACAUCUCGGCGUGGCUCACCGAGGUCAACCAAGGUGUGCCCCGCGCAGCCCGGUCAGGUCGUCGCCGUCCCAAUGACACUCGGGCGCGCAAAGGUGGGGCUGCUGCCAGCACCCGGCACCGCGGGGCCAAACUUUUCUGUUGCCCACCACUUGCCUCAAACUCGCGAUGUGACUCGACCGCCUGCAUCUCAAAAAUCUGCGGUAGACCCUCCCUCCGCGUUGCCGCAAAUACCAAACGACACAUAA